Messenger RNA from Penicillium manginii, 648 nucleotides. Its product is annotated as Zn(II)2Cys6 transcription factor domain-containing protein. The transcript has a single exon. Lineage: Eukaryota; Fungi; Ascomycota; Eurotiomycetes; Eurotiales; Aspergillaceae. The record is from RefSeq and is a predicted model, not a curated record. Gene Ontology annotation, biological process: regulation of DNA-templated transcription. Bases 1 to 648 code for a protein of 215 amino acids. Gene Ontology annotation, molecular function: zinc ion binding; DNA-binding transcription factor activity, RNA polymerase II-specific.
AUGAAUCGCGACUUGACCGACUCCGCUCAUGUGGCCGAGGAGUCAUCUCCUGCAAAGAAAAGACAGAAAAGAGGAGCGGAAGAUGGAGCAGAAAUACAACAGUCUAAGAAAGGAACAGCCUGUUCUACCUGCCGCAAGCUCAAGGUAAAAUGUGAUUCUGCAGAUAGAGGUAUGGGCAGCUGUUCACGCUGCCUUCGUCUUCGACUCAAGUGCGUCAGCGAGAAGAAAGUAUGGAUGAGUGCCGAAAAUAUCGAGACGCGACCACAGCCAUACAAUGUCAAUUUGAUCAAGCUUGAAAGAGCACUCGAAGAUGUGCUAGAAAAAUUGAAUUUGCCCGCGCUCGACCUGUAUGCGCCACCGGAUAUCGUGGAGCCAUCGCAAUCGUCACGACCGACAAGGCAGAAUUCACCGGAGCCAGGGCUCAGCAAUGGAGAUCCGCAGGAGAGAGAUAUCUCACCCGGACCGACCAUCGGGAUAGGAAGUCUGAUCGAAGCAACAAGGCUUGAUGGUCUUUCCAGCCAGCUGAGAAGCUCGAAACAAAGGCGCAAAGGUGGAAUGAGAAGAAUGGACUCAGAUUUGAUCUCAGAAAUGAUCUUGACAUAUGAAGAGGCGGACGAAAUGCUGGAACUGUUGGUCACACUCCGUUGA